GGAGGAGGAGAGAGAGAGAGAGAGAGAGAGAGAGAGGGAGAGAAAGAGAGAGAAUGCGGGACUCUUGGAAAAAGACGCAUCUACACUCGGUCCAUCACUGAGACAUCCAUCCCGAACACAGGAUGCACAGGAUUACGCUAAACUGAUUAUGCUGUUCGGAUCUGCCUUUUAGGCCACCAAGAGAGGCUCGAAUUUUCUGUUUUAUGAGGGGGAAAAAAAAUAUUAUGAGAAACUCGCUCUGAAAAGCACUCUCGUCUCCUCAUAACUUGCGUGAAGGAAUCCGACGGCUUAGCACGUUGCUCCACUGCGGGAAAAAGAGGAAGAAAACGCAGCUGGAUCUAAAGGUAAGAAGAGAUCCAGAAGCAUCCUCCCAAAGACUUUUCUCCAAACUGAUUUUUACUCCUCGUUUGAGGACGUGAGUUGAUUUUCAUCAGCGUCCGGAUAGCCGAGCGGGGUUUUUUUUCUAUUGUGUGGUGCUGCAUUGCAGUUUCUAACUGUGAAAAACGCGAGAAAAGCCGCUGUCCCAAAUGUGACUGGAAUAAAAAAGAACUUACAAAUGGCAUUAUGAACUGAUAAGCGUCCUCGUGUGACAACGGGAUAACUCUCCGGUUUACUGGGAAGAAAGGAGUGAGGAACAGUCAAGUGGAUUAAUCCGAGACUGAUGAAUUAGUUUUUUCUUUCUUCGCAGCAGGAUGGAUUUUUUCAUAUCUUUGUGGCAUGAACAGCCCAGCGAGACAACGAAAUCAUUAUUAUAGAAGUUGAAAAAGCACUGCUGAGUGUAGGAGGGGAAUAGAGGAGAGUAGCUUGCACCGCUUAAGUGAACUACCGGGAGAGUGCGGAAGCUUUUCCCCGGACCUCAGGCGGCAGUCCGCAGAGAGCGAUAUAGGAAGAGGGUAGGGAAGGGUAAAUCAAACACCCACGCUGUGAGGUACACCACAUCACAAAACACCAAUAAAGAAGAGGCAAGCCGCAGCUCAGAAACAGCAAAGAGAGAGGCGAGAGGAAGAAGGAGCCAUGCAGAGGCUUGGUGCAGUGCACUCCUCCGUGGCGCAGGCUCUCAGCCUCGUGGUCUUAGUGCUGCAGCUGCUGACUCAGCUACCGGGUGCCAACUCAGCUCUCCGGUACCGGGUCGCGGAGGAGGGCCCACCUGACGUCAAGAUUGGCAACGUGGCCGCCGAUCUGGGGCUCACGGCAGGUACAGGCAGCGGGGAUGUCACCUUCGCCCUGGAGAGCGGCUCAGAGUUCUUCAAAAUUGACAAUGUGACAGGUGAGCUGACAACGGGCCCACGGCGCAUCGACAGAGAGAAGCUCCCACAAUGUCAGAUGAUAUUUGAUGAAAACGAGUGUUUCUUGGACUUUGAGGUGUCCGUGAUAGGGCCGCUGCAGAGCUGGGUGGACCUGUUUGAAGGCCGUGUGGUUAUAACAGACAUCAACGACAACACACCUUCCUUCCCCUCACCUGUGCUCCAGCUCUCUGUUGAGGAGAAUCGCCCAAUAGGAACCCUUUACCUGCUGCCCACAGCAACAGACAGGGAUUUUGGGAGAAAUGGAAUUGAUCGCUAUGAGCUGAUCCAGGAUGGUGGAGCCGGGGGAAGUUCAACAAGACGCACAGCAGGAGGAAAUCCAAUUACUAGAGUAGAUGGACUUGGGGAUCGAAGGGGUAGAAGUGGAGAUAAUGGAGGAGCCAGGAGCACUGUGUUUGAACUCCAAGUUGCAGAUAUACCAGAUGGUGAAAAACAACCACAACUCAUCGUGAAAGGCACAUUGGAUCGAGAGCAAAAAGACUCAUAUGAGCUCGUCCUCAGGGUUCGAGAUGGAGGAAACCCACCACGUUCCUCCCAAGCUCUGCUUCGUGUUUCCAUCACUGAUGUGAAUGACAACAGCCCACAGUUUGAGAGGUCCACUUAUGAGGCGGAAAUGGCAGAAAAUGCUCCUCCAGGUACACCUGUCCUCCAAGUCAGAGCUUCUGACCGUGACAUUGGGGUCAAUGGGCAGGUGGAGUACGUCUUUGGAGCUGCCACUGAAUCUGUCAGGCGACUCCUGCGGCUGGAUGAGGCAACCGGAUGGCUGAGCGUUCUUCAUAGGAUUGAUCGAGAAGAAGUGUCACAACUGAGGUUCACAGUAAUGGCCAGAGACCGGGGUCAGCCACCCCGCACUGACCGUACCACUGUAGUUUUGGCUGUGCGGGAUGAAAAUGACAAUGUCCCAGUUGUAGAGAUCCGAAAGAUUGGACGGAUCCCUGUUCGAGAUGGAGCAGCUUUAGUACCAGAGAAUGUUCUGGUGGACACCCCAGUGGCUCUGGUUCAGGUGUCAGACCGAGACCAGGGAGAGAACGGAGCUGUGACGUGCACAGUUGUAGGAGAUGUCCCAUUCACAUUGAAGCCAGCCGGUGAAACAGCACUCCCACCCCUACCUGCAGAGGAUGCCUUUGACAGGAAUAAGAAAAAAUACUUCUUACAUACGUCUGCCUUGCUGGACUACGAGAUCACCAAAGAGUACAGUGUUACCAUUGUGGCAGUAGAUUCUGGCAGCCCCAGUCUGUCCAGCAACAGCUCUCUGAUGGUGCGAGUGGUAGAUAUCAAUGACCAUGCCCCAACGUUUGCUCAGAGCAUUGUGGAGGUUCACUUUGCUGAAAACAACUCACCUGGUGAAAGGGUAGUCACUGUGGUAGCCACAGAUGCAGACAGUGGCAAGAAUGCAGAAAUUGCAUACUCCCUGGACCUUGCUGCCAAUGGGCCAUUUUACAUUGAUGCAGAUAAUGGGGAUAUCCGUGCCACCGGUACUUUAGACCGUGAGCAGCGAGAGAGGUAUGAACUUCGGGUUAUUGCCAAGGACAAGGGUACCCCAUCUCUGCAAGGCUCUGCAACUGUUGUCAUUCAGGUGACUGACCGAAAUGACAGCCCACCAAAGUUUGUUCAGGAAAUCUUUACAUUCUAUGUGAAAGAGAAUCUGCUUGCCAACAGCCCAGUUGGCAUGGUCACCGUGACUGACGCUGACGAAGGUGAGAAUGCAGAACUUAGUCUGUUCGUAGAAAUGGAUGGAGUUGAUGAGAAGAAGACAGGAGAGAAGACAGAAGGUGAGGAUGGACAGAAAGAGCGAGAAGAGGUGUUUUCCAUUGAGAACAACACGGGAACCAUCUUCUCUUCAGUAUCAUUUGACCGUGAAAAGCUUUCCACCUACACCUUCCGUGUCCGCGCUGUUGAUGGCGGGGAGCCACGCAAAACUGCAACUGCCACUGUUUCGCUCUUUGUGACCGAUGAAAAUGACAAUGCCCCUUCAAUCACCUCCCCAACCAAUGAGUCCUACACCCUGCUUCCACCUGCCAGCAGUGCCCGCACCAUUGUCAGGACUGUAACAGCCAUAGACUCAGACACUGGCGUAAAUGCGGACCUCCACUAUGCUCUUGUUGGGGGAAAUCCCUUCAGACUGUUUGAGAUUGGCCACACCAAUGGAGUGAUCACCCUGGCAGAACCACUGGAGCGGCGCCACAGAGGUCUGCAUCGCCUGGUGGUCCGGGUUAAUGAUAGUGGGAUCCCCUCUCUCUGUGCCACUGCCUUGGUUCAUGUCUUUAUCAACGAGAGCUUGGCAAAUGCCUCCUUAGUGGAUGCUCAGGUGGCUCGAAGCCUGAUGGCUCCACUGUCGCUGGACAUCGCAGGGGACCCAGACAGCGAACGUGCAUUAGGGAAACAGCGCCUCAGUGUAGCUAUCGGUGUCCUGGCGGGAGCCGCAGCAGUCAUCCUGGUUAUCCUCCUUGUCGUCACAGCUCGACAGUGUGGGGCUCAAGGCAAGAAUGGCUAUGAAGCUGGUAAAAAGGAGCCGGAAGAAGACUUCUUUGGUCCUCCUGGGGCCCAGCCACAGGCCGGCCGUGGCAGGGGAUCAGACCGUGGCCGCAAACCUCGACGGGACAAACGCAAUGGAAGUGGCGGUAAUGGAGCUUCGGGAGGAGGGAAGUCCGACAGGUCACUCUACAGUGGCAUUGUCACAGUCAACGGGCUGCGUCGCCAUGCCGAUGAUGAUGAGGAGGAUCUGAGCAGUGCCAGUGAGCGCCUGGCAGCCCGCUACUGUGUUGUGGAUGGUGACCCCGGCAGUCCACGGAUGGGCGGUGGCAGGAGACACCAGUCAAGCCCUGACCUGGCCAGGCACUACAAAUCCAGCUCACCUCUCCCUGCAGUGAAUCUACAGCCCCACUCCCCCCCAGCUGAGGGUAAGAAGCACCAGGCGGUUCAGGACCUGCCUCCCUCCAACACCUUUGUGGGCAGUGGAGGUUGUGUGGGAAGUGCCGGCUCCAGCAGCAGCAGUAGUGGGGGCAGUGGCAAUGCAGAUGCCAUGUCCCUGGGAUCUGACCAGUGCUCAGAGUAUGGCUGCCAGACUGGGAACAAGUACAGCAAACAGGGGACCCUUCGUCGGGUGACCUUCUCAGUAGUCAGUCAGCCCCAGGAUGGCGGUUGUUAUGACAGUGGCCUGGAGGACUCGGAGACACCAAGCAGCAAGAGUUCAUCAGGGCCGCGGCUGGGAGCCUUACCGCUGCCCGAGGAAGGCUACGAGCGGACCACACCGGAGGGCAGCGUAGGGGAAGAGGAGCAUGUGGAGAAUGAUGCCAGACAGCUGCCGGAUGUAGCUCUUACAGGAAAGUGUACCAGGGAAUGUGAUGAGUUUGGCCACUCUGACACUUGUUGGAUGCCCGUUCGCCCCUCGCCUCGCCAGCGUCAGCGCCAUGGCAGCGACCCCCCACGGCUCUCCACCUUCGCCCCAGGAGAUGAUAACAACAAUCUCCGUGGAAAUGACCAUGAGAGUGACAGCGAGAGCGCUGGCAGUGCAGGGAGCUCAGAACCUGGAGUGGUCAUCAGCGGAGAAGGUCAGAGAUUACCCUUAGCCAAUGGGGAUCCUCUCGGAACCCUGGGUAGAGGAGACCGCAACAGGAAUGUGGGCGAUCACAACCGUAACCUACUGAACCGCAAGAUGACUUCGGCAUCCUAUGACACGUUUAGCAGCGCAGGCUUCGGGAGGCGCCAGCAAGAGGAGGAAGGAGGAGAAGGCCAGAACCCACCUGAGGUCAUUCCACUGACACGGACAGGAGGGGACUACAAGACCACGUCCUGCCUCACGCUGUCACGCCGCGAGGUCUACCUGUGACAGCCUUGCAAUGGAGCAAUCAUCACCACACCUCUAUGUUUUCUGAAAAAAAGGGAGGGUUAAGACUUUACUGGCAAGUCAUGAUUUUGGAAGGACUUUUAAACCUGUGAAGAUGUGAAAAAGUCAGAAAAGUUAUUUUCCAUAACCUAUAUAUUAAAUUGGAAUUUUGGACACUGACUACUAUUUAUAGGCACUUAAAUUUAAGUAAGUAAGGGAUGAACUCUUCGGGGAGCUUCGACCAGGAGUAGUUUCUAAAAAAAAAGAAAAAAAAGUCUUUUUUAAAUGCAAGUGAAAGUUGCCUACAGGCAAAUAUGCCAUUAAUGUCCAUGUGGAGGAGGACAACUUCAUCUCUUCUUUUUACCUGAAUCCAAUGCAUGCCUGACCCCCUACCACAGAGGGAUCUGUGUGAAGAAGACAGAGACUGAGUAAAUCCUGAUGCUAUAAAUACUUCAGUGCAUAUGAAAACUUUCACUGAGGCUACAGCAAGCAAGAUUUUGACUCAACUGGUGAACCAUCACCCGAAAAAAAAAAAAAGCAAAGACGUCUUUUCCAGUCAAUUGAUUGAGUUAUUUGGAUCUAAUUCAAACCAGUCAGACUUUCUAAUGCCUAAUCAACUCCAUCGUGACACAGGACAAGAAUAUCAAACUGCUAAUCCUGUGAAUCUUAACAAGUCAUAAGCAGAGUAUCAAAGCACCAACAAAAGUGUUGUCACUGUACAGUUACAUGGUAGAAAAAAAAUGUACUUAUCUCAAAAAUCAGGUAUUGUUGUUUAAAAACAUAAAUGAUUCAGAGCAAACUGCAACAAUGUGAAAAGACUUUUUACAGUAAUCAAAUGUAACCAUUCAGAUUACAAGUUUCUCAUAGAGUAUCAGUAGUGCCACCGUAUUCCUGCGUGUGUGAAAAUAUAUGUUUAUGAUUUUGCCUUCGCACCCAGUCUGUAUGUAUACUGUAUAUUGUAUGUGUGUACUUGAUAAAACGGCAGUGUUAUCUCUCUGCUCGUGUCCACCGUUUCAGAGUAGACUGAGGUGCUGAGUUUACUCACACCUGUGGUAUCCUAACAGUGUUCAUGUAUCACAAUUGUUCUUUCACACACAUGCAGACACACAUACACAUGCACGCAUGCACGCACUUACACACGCAGACCGAAGCAUGUGAACACAAACUCGUACGGUGCAGAAUGCAGAAUGUGAACAUACAUAGGGCCACAGUUUAUGACAUGAUUCAGUGGCCAUGUAACAUAUCGUAUAUGAUAACUUGCAUUAACUUUCAUACAGAAAACAUUAAGUACACACACACACACAAAGCAUAUUAAACAUAAGUAGAAACACAAACCCAUUUUAAGAUGUGCGCAAUGCGCAAUUCAUAUGCGCUAUGUGUAUGUGCUGUUGAUCAUAUUUUAUUAACAUACUGCCUCUCAUUGAACUAGCUGUAGCAUUUUUGCCUGCUCCCCUCCAGCCAGUAUUUAAACAUGAAAUGUAUUUAAAUAAUUACUCAUCUCUUUGACUGAUGUGUGGGGCUACAUUAAAGGGAAUUUCAGACAUGACAUCUACUGUAUGUAAUGAUAAGAAAAUGUUGGGAUAUGAGAUAUUCUGCAUAGUGUAAGUAGGACUCAUAGAAAAAAACACAUUUCUGUAAGAAAAAAAAAAGGAAAAGAAAAAAGGAGUCUGCAUGAAAGAAAGAAAAUGCUAACUUUUUUCUCUUUUUUUUAAACCACAUGCCUUUUUGGAUACCACGCCUAUUUGGAUACAUCUGUACUAUGUGUGUGUGCUUACGGGGAAAUGGAGAUAAUGAUGGCGGCAAGGGAGUUAGCUUCAGUGGAUUAAGCUGUUCCUUCUUUAUGGUGGAGCAACUUUGGGGUAACCUUGGGCCUUUCUCUCUGUUUCCUCAGCUCGGAGUUGGCACAAAUGGUGCCGCAGGCUGUAGCAAAAAAGAACACAAUGUAGUGGGAGCGCAGAGUUCUGCUGCAACCUUUUCACCACACAGUGCCGACCUGAACACACCCAUGGUGCUGUGUUGAGCUGCAAAGAUAACAGACUCCUUCACUUUCGUCCUUCCCAGCAGCUACUGCGCAACUCCAGACACACUCUGCUGCACCGGGCUGACGAGUGGGUGUGGAUCGAGGCCAGCACAUCUUAAUUCUCAUCAUCAGUGUGUGGUUCAGUGGUGUGAUAGGGAUAAUAGGGUUAGGUCGUCCCUGUGGUCUUAAUGAGUUUCCUUUCUCCUCUCUGUUCCUCUCUUGAUCUGCACUGAUCUCAUUAAUGUCUGGAUAGGCGAAUGUAACACUGCUGGAAAUUGCCAGUAAGUGUGUCUCUUCAUUUUUCUGGCUGUUUUGGAUCAGAUGGGGCGAAGGAGAUAUGCUUGUUAAGGAUGUGCUACAAUUAAGUUCAUAGAUCCUUGUAGAACAUAGAGUUAGUCAGAAAGGAACAACACUCAGGUAAGAUGUGCGACAAUGUUUAAGUUGUUAACUAACUAACUGCUUGUGGUGUAGGUGCCACCUCCACUACAUUCAUUUUACAGUGGUGGAUGGCCUGAGAAACGGGGUGUGCUCUAUGUGCGUGAUUGCACUUUGUAUACUUGUAUAUACCUUCAGUUUCACAGCUCUGUGACUGACCACCUUUAGCUUCUUUUAGACCACUGAUGUACUUACUCCCUAAGCCUUCAUUACCCCCAAAUCCCCAACAUGGCUGUUGACUGAGCUCUUUCAUUGAUGGACUGUACUGAGGAUGUAACGAAACUCCAGACCUAAUGCAUGGAGGUAAUCUGCUCGUGGGGAGUUCAUGCUGAAAAAGAGACUGGUGAAAACAAUCACAACAUCCUGCAGAGUACAAAUGAGGAGAGACAGAAGGACACAUGUUCUUUCUCUGGGAGAAAGAGCUGAGAUAAGUGUGUCUCAAUUGCUUGGACACACAAAGGACUAACGUCCAGUUUGUCAGUUUUGAAAAGAGACUCUUCACACAGCCCUGCCUCUUCACAGUGGCAUAUAUUUCUUCAAACUGCUGUUUUAAGGCAGUUCCGUUAUGGCACCUUUCAAAUCUCCCGUCUGGACUGAAGGGAACUUGCUGUACAUGAAUCAAUGUGGGUGUGUAUUGUUUUUAUACUGCACGUUUAAACAUGAAUAUGUUUCAGUCUUUCGCAAAACAGAGGGGAGACAGACAGAAGAGCGUAACGUCUAAGAUACAUCACGCACUAACCGAGACAUUUUUAAAAACAGACACUUCAGCACACGUCAUGUACCUGUCAUCCCCCUCGUGCUGUUACCCUUAUAGCCAUGUACAGAUAAAACUACAUUGUAGAACAGACAACUGGAAACGCAUAACAGACAAUGGCAUGCUUAAGGUCUUCAAAUCUGCACUUGAGAAAAAAAUGAGAAAAAAAGUGUUAUUUUUAUUUCCCUCUCAUUUUUUUUUCUUUUCUUACGGGGCCAGCUCUGUUUUUUUGCUGCUCCCCUCCUGUAAUUACAUAAUGAACUAAUUGCAUUUGUUAUGACAAGGAAGAAGAGGAGCUGUUGAUGAAUGGUUUGGUACGAAGAUGAAUCAUGUAAAGUUUGACUUUGACAUUAAAAACUUCAAACACUU
Molecule: messenger RNA, 8708 nt
Organism: Scatophagus argus
Lineage: Eukaryota; Metazoa; Chordata; Actinopteri; Scatophagidae
Gene: pcdh7a
Product: protocadherin 7a
Exons: 5
Coding region: 1015-5133 (1372 amino acids)
Biological process (GO): homophilic cell-cell adhesion
Cellular component (GO): plasma membrane
Molecular function (GO): calcium ion binding
Source: RefSeq, a predicted model, not a curated record